Molecule: messenger RNA, 1536 nt
Organism: Caenorhabditis remanei
Lineage: Eukaryota; Metazoa; Nematoda; Chromadorea; Rhabditida; Rhabditidae
Exons: 5
Coding region: 1-1536 (511 amino acids)
Source: RefSeq, a predicted model, not a curated record
AUGGGUAAAAACAAGAAAAAUUCUUCAUCCUUACAAACGCCAUGGAAGAAGAUCGAAGUUGACUUCAAUGGAGAGAAAUCUUUAAUCAAUGGAGCUGAUGUUUUUGAAGAAAUUGACGUUCAAGAAUUGGAGAGUAAAAUAUUGCAUCCUCUUUUGAAAAGUGGCGCGAGCUUUGAAGCCGUUUUGUCUCGAAUAAUCGAAUGGAAAGGAUAUCUACAACCUCGUUCCGAGUGUUUAUACUCUGAAUUGGAUUCAAAAAUAAAAGAAGAAUUUGAACAUAUUCGUGUUACGCUGCCACAACCCUUUGAUGAAUAUCAAUGGCAGGAACUGGAAACAAUUACUGAAAUUGAUCUCAACAAGACACCAAUUUCUAUCAAUGGUAUUCCAGCAUCGACUAUUACUAUUUGCAAUUCACUCCGAAUUCUUCUGAAAGAUCUAAAUGUUAAUGCACGAAGUGUUGAAGUUUUUCCGUUUGAAGUCGAUUCGUUCGGACUUCCUCCUAUCAAUUGUAAAAAGAUUUGGAAUCCCCUCAUAUGGUUAAGGUUGGAAAUUGAAAAGAAAAUCAAAGAAUUCUGUCAGAAUGAUCUACCUAUAAUCAAUCAGCUCGUCACUUCAUUAGAUCUUGCUCCCAAGGAAGGACAUUUUGAGAAGCUGGCGGUUACUUCUUUUUUCUUGGAAAAAACUGCGGACAAUCUGGAUUAUUCUAAAAGUGACAACAAAGAUAAGUUUAUGAGUGACCUACAGAUGAUGUUUGGGACAACGAAAGUUGAUGAGUUGACAAUGGUGCUUCCGGAUAUUUUGAUGGCAUACAGUGAAGAAUUGGUUGAAAGAGUGAUGCAAGUGUCAUACUUCAUACCAUUCGAACUAUUCCGUCUAAUGUUUUUAUGCUGGCAACCAAAAGUGCUAAGACUCCGAUUACGCUCGGAAGCAUGUUCUUCUAUUGAAGAUGCUGCAAGAAUUGAAUGGGAUGAUGAAGAUGUUUUCACAUCAACAACCCUUUUCAAUUGUCCCCUUUUCGAUAGAUGCGAGCCAGUUUCAUUGGGAGAUGAAUCUGAAAUUCUUGAAUGUUCUCUGAUAGUGGAAACAACCGGAAGUCGUCUUUUUGAUCCGAUUUAUAAUGAAAAGAAUUUCGACACUGUUGGUAGAGAUUUCUUGAUCCUAUUUCCGAUGCAUACAAUUUUGAUAAAAAAGACUGUGACUCUGAAAAGCGGAGCAUCUGUGAAGACACAAUUAAAACAACAAAUUGAUUUUAUCGUGAACACGUUUUUCUGCAACGCAGAAGAACAUCAGGAACGUGUUGUCCACUACGAACUAGUAUUCGCAAAUUCAAGAGAAGUCCAAAUGAGCGUCGUAAGAAAAUGUAUUCCUCAGACAGCGAACAAACGAAAAAUCGGUGUCAAUUACAACGUUGAGCAAGAUACAAAAUCUUUAUUCAACAAAUACGGAAGCUCUCAAGAAGGGAAGUACUUGUUUGUCAGCUUCUUUGAUAUUGAGAAUCAGGUUAUCGUAGAUGUCAAAAUAAUUUUGACUUCUUAA